Molecule: messenger RNA, 8966 nt
Organism: Hemibagrus wyckioides
Lineage: Eukaryota; Metazoa; Chordata; Actinopteri; Siluriformes; Bagridae
Gene: esyt1b
Product: extended synaptotagmin-like protein 1b
Exons: 52
Coding region: 289-5820 (1843 amino acids)
Biological process (GO): lipid transport
Molecular function (GO): lipid binding
Source: RefSeq, a predicted model, not a curated record
CUGCCUUUAGACCAGCGGAGGGCAGAGAGGGACACCAGCAGUCUCCACGAGCCCGUUUCAGGUUCCAUUACCGAGUGAGGAGGGGAAAAAAAAUCCCAAUUUUUUCCAGCUGAGUCACGACUCAGUAAGAUCCGCACUGCGACGCUGUUUUUCCUUAAACGCGAACAUCGCAGGAGAACUUCACGCCAGAUCCCGAACCAGGGCGGAUGCAGCGUUUCAGCGCUAAAUUGUUUCACUGCAUUGCACGCUAUCUGAAAUCUAAAGCAACUAUUUAAAAAUCGCGCAAGUAUGUCAGAAAAAGAUACAGGGCCGAGUUCUUCAUCAAAGGAGCAGCCAAGCGAGAACCAGAACCCAGUCCCUGCAGCCAGGGGUAUCGAUGCCGUUGGCAUUCUGUGGACUUUUGGGAAAUGUCUCACCGCGCUGCUGCCCGUUUACCUGGCUGGAUAUUACCGAGUGAGCAGCAGCCUGGUGGUGUUCGGACUCGCGCUUUACUCGGGAUGGAAACACACUCGGGCAGUCAAAGAGGCGAGGUUGAGGUCCGCCAUACAGCUACUGAACGAAGAGCAUGAAUCAUCCAGUAGCGUGUUCAGAAGCCAGAAAGACUUACCAGCUUGGGUCAAUUUCCCAGAUGUUGAGAAGGUUGAAUGGCUUAAUAAGGUCAUCCAGCAAGCAUGGCCAUUUAUUGGUCAGUACCUGGAGAAGUUGCUAACUGAGAGCAUUGCACCAUCCAUCCGAGCAUCCAGUGUACAUCUGCAGACCCUCAGCUUCACGAAGAUUGACUUUGGUGACAAGGCUAUGAAAGUUGUAGGAGUGAAGGCUCAUACAGAGAACGAAAAAGGACAAGUGCUACUGGAUGUCUACAUCAGCUAUGUGGGGAAUGCAGAGAUAAAUGUGGAGGUGAAGAGGUAUUUCUGUAAAGCUGGAGUGAAAGGGAUACAGCUGAGCGGUAUGAUGAGAGUGAUUUUGGAGCCUUUGAUCGGCAAUGUGCCCAUUGUCGGAGCGAUCACUAUGUUCUUUAUCCGUAGGCCCAAGUUGGACAUCAACUGGACUGGUCUAACCAACCUAUUGGACAUUCCAGGACUCAAUUUGAAGACAGACACUAUGAUAAUGGAUGCUAUUGCCUCCUUUCUGGUGCUUCCUAACCGCCUCACCAUUCCAUUAGUGCCAGAUCUACCAGUGGCACAGCUUCGUUCCCCUUUGCCCAGGGGUGUGGUUCGCAUUCACCUACUGGAAGCUGAAAGUCUGGCUGCUAAAGAUAACUAUGUGAAGGGUGUGAUGUCAGGCAUGUCUGACCCUUAUGCUUUGAUCAGAGUCGGCCCACAGACCUUCAGGUCCCAACACAAAGACAACACAGACAGUCCAAAAUGGGGUGAGAUAUAUGAGGUAAUUGUUCAUGAAGUACCUGGCCAAGAGUUGGAGGUAGAAGUGUAUGACAAAGAUCCAGAUCAGGAUGAUUUUCUGGGCAGAACCAAGUUGGAUUUGGGAAUAGUGAAGAAGGCUAAAGUUGUUGAUGAGUGGUACACUUUGAAGGAUACUCCCACAGGACGUGUUCACCUUAGAAUGGAAUGGUUGACAUUGAAGGACACCACUAAUACCUUGGAGGAGGUGAUGAAAAGAAAUGAAACCGUUCUGAGUAGUACAGCAGAUCCCCCCUCAUCAGCCAUCUUGACAGUGUAUUUGGACAAGGCAGAAGCACUUCCUAUGAAAAAAGGCAAUAAAGAUCCCAAUCCAAUGGUGCAGCUUUCUGUGCAGGACAUAACUCGAGAAAGCAAAACCUGCUGGAACACAAUUAAUCCUGUGUGGGAAGAUGCCUUUACAUUCUUCAUCCAAGAUCCACACAAACAGGACAUUGAUAUCCAGGUGAAAGAUAAUGACCGUGUACAGCCCCUGGGCAGUCUGUCUCUCCCUCUCUCUCGCCUUCUUUCGAGUCCUCAGCUCAGCCUUGAUCAGUGGUUUCAACUGAAUAAUUCUGGCCCAGCCAGCCGUAUUCGCAUCAACUCUAUACUCAGGGUGCUCUGGAUUGAUGAAAGUGCUGUAUCCGCCUCUCUUCUCUCAAGUGAUCCAGUUUCUUCAAGACCUCAGCAUACCUCCACUGAUGACAGUUUUGCCACUGAGGGGGUGCUGCGUAUUCACCUGCUGGAAGGACAGAAUUUGGUACCCAAGGACAACUUGAUGGGAGGCAUGGUGAAGGGGAAGAGUGAUCCCUAUGUUAUCAUCAAUAUUGGGGGAAGCACCUUUAAAAGUCGUGUGAUUAAGGAAAAUCUCAACCCCACCUGGAACGAGAUGUUUGAGGUAGUUUUGACCGAUCUCCCUGGUCAAGACAUGACAUUAGAGAUAUUUGACAAAGACAUGGACAUGAAAGAUGACUUCAUGGGCAGAUUAAACAUCCAGUUAAGGGACAUUAUUAAAUCGAAACAUAUGGAUGAGUGGUUUACUCUAAGUGACGUGAAACAUGGCCGUGUUCAUCUGGCUCUGGAGUGGCUGAACAGAGUUACAAAUGUGGAUAAACUGGAACAGGUGUUGCCUUUUCAGUCUAAGAGCUCGUACAUGAACAAGGCAGUACCUGCUGUGGCCCUGUUGUUUGUAUAUCUAGAGGCUGCCCAUGAUGUCCCUUUAAAGAAGAGUGGCAAAGAGCCUAAGGUUGGUGCUGAAAUUGUUCUUGGAGGGACCUCACACAAAACAACGGUGUGUGAUCGGACCAGCUCACCCCAGUGGAAUGAGGCCUUUCAUUUUCUGGUUUAUGACCCCAAGAAGGAGGAACUUAUUGUGAAGUUGUCACACUGCUGGGAGUUCCCACUAGGCUCUGUGGUGAUUCCUAUAAGAGAUCUUCUCUCCCAACCAAAUCUGCUGCUGGACCAAUGGCUUGAUUUGGAUGGAGCUUUACCUCAGAGUCAGAUCCUACUGAGAGCACAGCUUAAGAUCCUGUGCCCGAAAGUGACAGAGGGCUCCACAGAGACCAUAGAGACUUCUGAACUGAAGACCUUUGCCGAAGAGAGAAAACCGGAGAAAGAGCUAGUUCAAAAGUCAAGUGAGAUAUUGGAACCAAUCACUAUAACCUCUUCUGUAACUGCUUCUGAUGAGAAUGUGGAGGAUAAAGAGAUUGAGAAAGAGGAGGAGAUUGAAACACCUCCCGAGUACAUUGCCUCAACUGAUGUUCGACCUCCACAUACUAGUCCACAUCCCAGCUUUGGCACUGAGGGUGUACUGCGUAUCCACCUGCUGGAAGCUCAGAAUUUGAUUGCGAAAGACAACCUAAUGGGGGGCAUGGUGAAAGGGAAAAGCGAUCCCUAUGUUAAGAUCAACAUUGGAAACAACAUAUUUAAAAGUCAUGUCAUUAAGGAGAAUCUCGAUCCCACCUGGAAUGAGAUGUAUGAGUUGGUUUUGGCCCCUGAGUCAGCUUCAGAAGUCUUCAUAGAGAUGUUUGAUAAGGACAUUGAUAAAGAUGAUUUUCUAGGAAGGGUCCACAUCAGCUUGCCUGAAAUUAUUCAGUCUCAAUACACUGACCAGUGGUUUACUCUGGAUGAUGUGAAACAUGGAAGACUCCAUCUAAUUUUGGAGUGGCUUUCCACAGUAACAGAGCCAGAUAAACUACAACAGGCAUUGCAGUUACAGUCCAUCUCCUAUGAGAAUAAAGCCUCACCCUCUGCGGCCUUGCUUUUUGUUCUUGUUGAGAAAGCUCAUGCACUGCCAAUGGUGAAGGGUGGGAAGGAGCCUAAAGCUGGAGCAGAGCUUGUAGUCAGUGGAACCUCUUAUAAAACCAAGUUGUGUGAUCGCUCUACAUCUCCUCACUGGGAUGAGGUUUUCCACUUCCUGAUUCAUGAUCCUAGAGAAGACAUUCUUAUUAUUAAGCUCUCCAGUGGGUGGGAUCAGCCACUGGGUUCCCUUGUUCUUCCAAUUAAAGAACUUCUGUCACAAGAAGAGCUGGUGCUAGACCUGUGGAAAAAUCUAGAUGGUGCAUCGCCUGAAAGUCAGAUCCUACUUAGAGCACAACUCAAGAUUUUGGCAUCAAAGAUAGACAGAAAAGUACUUACUGAAAAACCUCCUGUAAAGUCUAUUGAAAAGACUGUUGAAUAUCCAGCUAAAAAAACCAAUGGAAAAACUCCUGAAAAGUCUGAUGACCCUGCAGAAAAGUCUAUGGGUGCAAACAGUUCUACGGGUGGGCAAAGUGGAGGAAAAGCACCAAUCAGUGCUGAGCAGUUGUUGCCAACAGCCACUAAAGACUUCAAACAGGAAACCAAGCCAAAACCAAGGCUUAAUGAACUAGUGGCUUCUACAGUACCAGUCGCCGUAUCACUUUCUGAAGACACACAGAAAGUACCAGCAACAGAUAUCACUCAUGACACAGGACAUGAGGCAAAGGAAUCCUCUGUGGGUGGAGCCAGUAAGGUUGUGAAACCAAUCACAGUAAAGGAAUCAGCACCUGCAGCCAAUAAUGAGCAACACUUGGAUAAGACAGCUGAUAAUUCUCAUGAAAAGGCUCAUCCAGUUCCUGCUGCUGAAACAAUUACAGAAGUAACACAUGUGUUACCCAAGCACACAAGUUCUUACCCUGGCUUUGGCACCCAGGGGGUGCUUCGUAUUCACCUGUUGGAAGCUCAGAACUUGGUUGCUAUGGACAGUUUGAUGGGUGGUAUGGUGAAGGGAAAGAGUGACCCGUAUGUGAAGAUCACUGUUGGGACCACCACCUUUAAAAGUCAUGUGAUCAAAGAGAACCUCAACCCCACCUGGAAUGAGAUGUAUGAGAUGAUUUUGACUCCUGACCCCAGUCUAGAAGUGAAGUUUGAACUGUACGACAAAGACAUUGACUCUGAUGACUUCCUUGGAAGGUUCAAAAUUAAGCUUGGAGAUAUUAUUAAAUCCCAUUACAAUGAUGAGUGGUUUUCUCUAAAUGAUGUGAAACACGGCCGUCUUCAUCUGGUUCUUGAAUGGCUGCCCACAGUAACACAACCAGACAAACUACAACAGGUGUUGCAGAUGCAAAGUUCCCAGUCAAGCCAGAAUAAAGCUGUCCCUUCAGCUGCCCUGCUGUUUGUCCUUGUUGAGCGAGCACAUGCACUGCCUUUGAAGAAGAGUGGAAAGGAACCUAAAGCUGGAGCUGAGCUUGUGCUUGAGGGAACUUCUUACAAAACAAAGGUGUGUGAGCGUUCAACAUCUCCUCAGUGGAAUGAAGCAUUUCAAUUUCUGGUUCAAGACCCCAACAAAGACAUGCUUGUUAUAAAACUCUCUAGUGCAUGGGAUCAGCCGCUGGGUUCCCUGGUUCUACCAGUCAAGGAGCUUCUCUCUCAGCCAGAGCUGAUGCUGGACAAGUGGCUGAGCAUCGAUGGAGCUUUAGCUGAGAGUCAGAUCCUACUGAGGGCAGAACUCAAGAUCCUGAACUCUAAGAUGGCAGCACUUUUGGCACUUGGUGCUGGUCCUGUAUUAAGCAAUAAGCAGGUGGCCACCACUGGACAGAUCAGAAUUUCUCUGUCCUAUCAGAAGAAACUUGCUGUGAUUAUUCAUUGUUGCAGAGGUUUGGUGACAUCAUCGAAAGAAGGUAUAGACACUUACGUCUCUCUGAUUCUGCUGCCUGAUAAAAGCAAAGCCACGAAGAGAAAGACUGCUGUGAAGAAAAAAGAUCUGAACCCUGAGUUUAAUGAGAGGUUUGAGUUUGAUGUGAGUGUGGAGGAUGCUCGGCAACGAGUGCUCAGUGUGUGUGUAAAGCACAGCUCAUCCUUCAUGAGUCGAGAAAAAGACAUCAUUGGGCAGGCAGAAAUUGAUCUGGCGCAAAUUGACUUUCUCUCAAGUGUUACAGAAUGGUUUGACUUAAAAGAUCACAACUAGCUGGAGUGUCUGAAUCUUGAGGUCUUUCCUCGAAGUGACCAUAACCAUUCAUCAGUUCAACUAUCCACACAGAUGCCUUGCUGUAUAUUUUUUUUCGUUUCCCUCUCUUUUUUACUCUAGCUGAUAUCUUUAGUGCACUAGGCGUGCUGAAAUUGAAUGAUGGAAUCAAUAUUACUUAUAGACAGAGUUUUGUUAAAGUUUUUCUAAGUUUAUUGACAAGACAUAAGUGAGCUUCCAGGAAAUGUAAUAUAUCUACAUCUAUAUUUUACUUUAUUAUUAUUAUUUUUACAAUUGCCAAUAUCUACUUAUGCAAUUGCCCAGGGAUGAAAAUUUAAAAAAUAAUUAUGUUUUAUUAUGCAAUGAUGAUAUUUGUUAUGGCAUCAGACAUUGGAAUUGCCUUUGUUCUAGUCUGUUUCUUGGCCAGAUACUUUCAGAUAUCACUGUGUUUUUACAAUUCUAAUGAUUGUAUCGGCUAUUGUUAUUAGCAUAGACCAAAGUUUAAGUUUUAAAAAGAGAUCACACAAUAAUGUGUUAAAAAAUAGUUAAUAUACAAUUACAUUGGCUACUGGUUACAUAAUGGGCAAAUUAAAUCACAACAUGGUGCCUAUGGAAUAAAGGGGAAUGAAAAUUAGGUUAACUAAAAUCCAUUUCCAAUAUAAAGCUUACACUGAGCAUUUUUUAUGUACCUUUGCUUGCAUCUUUCACUUUGAUCAACAAACCUCUUCUGUAUAUCCAAAUUUAUUGAGGUUGCUGCUAAGGUGUGGUACCUUUACUGCCACUGGAUUUUUGCAAGCUUAUUCGCCAAAAUUAAAUAAUGAAUUUGUUAACAGUCACCCAUGCAAACUGCUGCACAUAGAUUAGAAGAUAUAGUACUACACAAUAGGCCUAAAAAGCUGCUUCAAUGGCCUUCAUCAUAAUAAUAUGACAGCUUAAUCCUGACCAAUACCAGGGCUGCAUUCCAAUACACUUAUUGUUUCUAUACAUUGUUUGAUAACCACUAUUUGACUUCCUCCUUCCUACUUCAGUAUUUUACUAGCCAAUUGAAAUUCCUUCUGAAUUGGGUGGAUCUUAUAUGUGUAUUAAAGCUCUAAUUGUUAUAUUUUUUUGUUUUGAUCAACUACUCCACGUCUACAUGGCAAACAGUGUUAUUUCAUUAUUUCAACAAGAACAGUGUGGCACAAUCUAUUUAGCUAGUUUGCAAAUUUAUACUAAAACAUAAUUCAAUAACUUGAUUUAGAAAUUGCCAAGGAAAUUUCUGUUUAUUGCCAAGGGAAUGGGGGGUUCAGAUGUGUCCACUGUACUCCUUGUGCUGCCUAUGCCAACUUCCUGCAAUAUAAACUCACCAUCCACUUUAAUAGGGAACUCUCACACCUGUUCAUUUUCAACUUGCAGUUAUCCCAUCAGCCAGUUAUGUGGCAGCAGCACAGUGCAUAAAAUCAUGCAGAUACAGGUCACAAGCUUCAGUUAAUGGUGUCAUUAAACAUUAGAAUGGGGAAAAAACCUGUAAUUUCAAAACAAAAAACAGUAAGUGAUUAGAAGUGAUUAGAAAACCUUUUUGAUUAGAAAGAUCAGAGUAAAUUGAGCAGAUUUGUCUAAGAUGACAAAGUCUAUAAGUCUGUAAAUCUCCGUAUAAACAAAAUGGCAAACCCUGAGAUGCAUGGGCUAUAACAACAGAGGGCCAUAUGGGUUCCCUUACUCUCAGCCAGGAACUGCCAUCUGAGGCCAUCAUGAGCUCAGACUCACCCAAACUAGACAGUUAAAGAUUAGAAAAUAAAUCACCACAGUUAAAAUGGCCCUUUUCCAUUCUGAUGUUUGAUGGGGUCUUGAGCUGCAUCUGUAUGUUAUGUUCUGUGUUGCUGCUACUUGACUGGCUGAUUUCAUAACUGCAUUUAAAUAAAAUUAAAUAACUGAAAAUUAUAACCAGGUUUCUGAAAACCUGCACAGUUUGAAGACUGUGUUAUCUGACUGCAGAGGUAAGAUCAUUUGGGGGUUUAUGAAAAUCCAAAAAUCAAAGUAAAAUGAGCUUGGUGUGUUUAGGCCUAUAGUCAUAUUAGAAUGUAUGUUUAUGCUUGCACUCAACCUUGAAUGGCCUUACAUUUAUGUGCUAUGAACAUAUCACUUUUUGGCUUUUAUUAUUUUGCUGAUUAUGUGUUUAUAAAUUGGAUUGUAUGUUUGUUAAAAUUUUAACAUUAACAUUAAAAACAUUAACAUUUUAACAUUCAAUCUGUCAUUGGGACCCACCUGAAUUUGUGUUUUGUAUGUUUUAUUGUAUGUGAUUCUGUUGCAGAUGAUAAAAUUGUUCAAUUUCAGACAAGUGGAUAAAAUCUAUGACCUUCAUGUUUUUCCAACAUUAUUGCUUUUUAGCAAUAGGUCAGGGGCUUAUUCAUCAAGAAUCUUAAGAGUGGCUCCUAACUAGAUGAUCUGGACUACACCCAAGUCAAACAUUAAAAAGGAAUUUGCAGGAAUAUGCAAAAUCAUAUUGCAUAUAAUAAUCGAUCCAAUUCCUUUUUAAGGAAUUGGACCAAUUAUUAUAUAUUAGUAUUACAUCAUAGACAUCUUUGGAAAUACAAGUUUACACAAUGUCCUCUGCUAUUAACAAUGCAGUCAUUGCUACAGAAGACCAUCAAUUUGUACAGUGAUUGUUUCAUGUAGAGGAAAACCUAUAAAUGAAAAGUCACAAUUAAUUGCAAAAAAAUAUAUAAUUAUAUGAAACUGAAAAUCUCAACUUUGUUCUACACUGAAACAUAUAAGUUCAAUUUCUUACAAGAAAUUUACUUUGUUUGAGAUCCUGAGAAACGAUAAAGACAAAAAUAUUCCUCUCAGCAGUUUUGUAAAACAUUUUUAAGGAAAAACUCUUGGGAGACCUCUCAGUGAUAAGAUUCUUUGUGAAUAUGGCAUUUAUUGGAAGGUAUAUAUUUUGUUUGCCUACUCUUUUUUUUUUUAAUUCUAUGAUGCAAAACCUGCUUGAAUGUAACUGCUGCAUAGAUGAACAUGAAGCAAAACACCAAAGAAUGAAGCAAACAAUAACUAAUAGACUGCAUUUUUCACAGCUAUGCAUUGUUCACUAUUCACUCUGUGCUGGCAAACAUUUGAGCUUGAAUAUUACCACAUUAAAAUGCCAAUAAAGAACACAUUUAUUCACCAGA